Messenger RNA from Spodoptera littoralis (African cotton leafworm), 2070 nucleotides. Lineage: Eukaryota; Metazoa; Arthropoda; Insecta; Lepidoptera; Noctuidae. The record is from the annotation of a GenBank genome assembly.
AUGUUUGUUCUAUUUAUAGUUUUCAUUUUAUCUUAUGGUCACGUAUAUCCCCUAGCUGCCCACAAGCCACAAGCAGACACAUUCAUAGAUUCGUUGGCGCACAAACUGAAACUCGAACAGUGGGAGAAAGAUGAAGCGCCGUGUUUGGAAAAAAUAUUAAAUAUUUUUGAAAAUGUCAAGAAUCACACUUUAUGGGCGACUUGGAUAUUGAACGCAAACGCCCUUCCAACUGGCAAUCUAUACGGUUCCUACGUUCAUUAUGCAAGCUUCGACCAAUGUAUGAAGCCACCAUGGUUGCUCACCCAUCCAGAACUAAAGACCAAGUACUGCAUGACCCAAGUCCAGCUCUCUGAUAUCAGUAAUAUGAAAAAACUACCAGAUUAUGAUCCUUUUGGACCUACUAAGGAAUUUAUUAAUUCACCAACAGCAUCAGGCAUGCCUGUGAAUUACAUCUUUUGGGGUGUAUGUAUACCAGCGUCCUGCUCAUCAUCAGCAGUCUCCAAGUUGAGCAGGGUGGUGUAUGAGGCUGCCACCGUCAGCAGCAUAGCGUCUGACGUCACGGUGAAACACUGCCAGGAGGCUGGGGAGAGCCUGCCAUAUUCCACUGGGUUUUAUAUUUUUAUAGCAAUGACUCUCUCAUUGGCUGUAAUAGCAGUGGCUUCUACUUACUAUAGGAUGCAUGUAUCGUCUGAAGAUCAAUCCUCGAAAAGUUUUAUAACAAUCAUAACAAAAUCUUUCUGCAUGAACAAGAAUCGAGAAGACUUAAUAAAAGACAAUAAGGAUGAGAUUCACGUGAUGAAUGGUAUUAAGUUCCUGAAUGCAGUCACUGUUAUAUCUGUGCAUGUGCUGUUCUACAUGGCACUAUCUGGUAUAAGUAAUUCGAGAGAUUACGACUUGGCCAUUGAAGGCAUGGGCGGCUUGUUCCUUCACAUUGAUAUCAUCGUGGAUACUUUCUUCGCUAUAUCUGGUCUACUACACAUCAAAGGUCUACUGGGAAGACGACAGAAUCUACUGAGUGUACUCUUAAAACGUUACAUCAGGUUAAUAGGACCGUUCGCAGUAAUCGUUUUCUACUUAAUAUCCGUGUCUAAACACACUGGUGAUGGCCCCGGUUGGUAUCUGGGCGUCGAAGAGGAGACAAAUGUUUGCGAAAAAACUUGGCAUAAGAGCUUGCUCAUGAUAAAUACGGAUAUAAAAGAAAUCUGUCAUGCAGUGACCUGGUACGUACCCUGCGACUACCAGCUGGCUAUCCUAGGCACUGUUCUCAUCUUCUUCUAUCAGAAGAACAGAAGAUUUGGCUUUGGGGUUUAUGCAGCUGCUGCAGUCUUCUCCAUUAUCAUUCCUGGAGUGUUGACCUACUGGUUCCGAUUGCCUGCUGUGCACUUUAUGGAUAUUGGUAAGAUUAUCCGGGAAAUCCGUGAUGCAUGGGAGGUUACUUAUACUUACACCAGUCCCUUUAGCCGCGCCAGUGCGUACCUCGUGGGCGUCGCCAUGGGAUACUUCAUGGCCAUCUACAAACCAGCUGAUUACAGGAAAUCUGUUUCUAUGACCUGGUCAGUAUUUGGUACAGCUCUAAGUCUGGGAGCGAUGCUAGCCAUGUUGUCUAUCGGAUAUAUCACUAAAUACAGAGAGUAUAAUCCAUUGGAAGCUGCCUUCCUCGCAGGCACAAACAGACUCGUUUGGGCUGCAGCCAUUUGCUGCAUUAUAGGGAUGUGUGAAUAUGGAACUGUUCCUAUAGUCUCCCAUAUCCUGGGCUGGUCAGUGUUCACGCCUCUCAGUCGACUGUCCUACGGUAUUUAUAUGAUCCAUCCCAUUAUCGUACAGAGGCACAAGUUUGCACAACGAGUGCCACACAAAUUUGACCUUUACGGCGUGGUCUUAGACACUACAUCGACGUUAGUGAUAUCAAUAGGACUAAGUUACGCAAUGUGGCUGUUUGUGGAGGCGCCACUGAUCAACAUCACCAACCAACUCUUCUUCAAUAACUCAAAGAACCCUCAACCAGACAAGAGCCGUGGUGAAAAUGGAAUCCAGCAUCAGAAUGGAGUCACUAAAACCAAAGUUUCUUAA